This is a messenger RNA of Biomphalaria glabrata, 1353 nucleotides long. RefSeq names its product zinc finger CCCH domain-containing protein 18-like. NCBI's taxonomy places the organism in Eukaryota, Metazoa, Mollusca, Gastropoda, Planorbidae. The transcript is spliced from 4 exons. The record is from RefSeq and is a predicted model, not a curated record. The coding region runs from base 1 to 1353 and encodes 450 amino acids.
AUGGCCAGUGGCACACGCUCCAAAGCGGACUCUGACAUGAAACAAAAAAUAGCUGAACUCAGAGAACUCGCGGCCGUCAUGUAUGACGAUGAGGCAAAGCAGAAAGAAUAUGUGAGGGCAGAAUUUGAGAAGGAGAGGGAAGAAAGUAGAAAGGAGAAGGAAAGGGAACAUGAAAUAGCUAUGGAAAGAGAGAAAAGGGAAGCUGAAGUAGCUGUAGCUAUAGCUAUAGCUAAAGAAAAGGAAAUCACGGAGCGAGAAAGGGAAAAACAAAUAACUGAGAGAGAAAGGAUAACCGCGGAGAAAGAAAACGGAACCGCCAGUCAAGCUUCCUCCGGAUCUCGCCCGGCUAGCCCUGCCUCCCAGCAAAGAGCAGCAAGCCGCUACACCAGCCGCAUAGCUUCAGCUGCAGACCGGUACGCGACUGCCCGCAAAGACGUUAAGGACACCAAAAGCAAGACCUCAGCCUCGGACAAACCAGAGGACCAGCCAACUUCUUCCAAUAAACACGCUCCUUCUAGCCAACCCGCUCCUUUUGCUAAACCCCAGCACCAAAAAGCACCUAUCCAAAGACCAGCCACGCCUACUAGCUACGACAGACGAAGCCACCCGCCUCGACAUGGCCAGACCAAUAACCAUCACCGUGACCGGAACAGCACGAGUGAUCACAGGCCCAAUCGACAGCAGCAGGCUCCACGUACUGUGUCAGCCAUGACUGAGCUCCCUGAACCCUCUUUGCAUAAUCAGCCAUCGCCUCUUGAUGAGGAAGAGGAGGACUAUUACGUCAUAUCAGCGCUGACCGUGGCCCCUGAACCCACUGCUUGUGGCCUUACCCAACCGAUACCGCCUCACCCCACCAUAUCACCUCCUGGGGUAGAGACUAUUCUGAUUAACGGAUCUCCUGUCCAGGCACUAUUCGAUUCCGGAUGUGAGGUGAGCUCUGUCAUCAGCAAAGCACUGGUCGACCCAUCGGAUCUCACUGGUGGAUCAGUGACGGUCCAAUCUCUAGACCGUGGCAUUCCUCCGAAGGCUUAUCCUGUCGCUAGGGUCCACGUAGAAUGCAAGUACGUACAUGGCACCAUUGAUGCAGUAGUCAUGGACUCGCCAGUGUACGACUUCGUUCUAGGCUCCAGGUACAUACCUCUAGGAGUUGUCAAUAAACCAUACUUCUCUCUGCCUGUCGCUAUCAAACCACUAAUGCCUGGCACUGAUCCUGCCAGGAAGUCACAGAGGAAAGUAAACUUUCACUCUCGUGAAAGUGGGCCUCAUCACGGCUCCACCCAGACUUUAAGGCCACUCUUCCCUGACAUUGACCGUGUCUGGAAAAUUAGAGGCUACACCCGCCUGAAAACUUAG